Molecule: messenger RNA, 1552 nt
Organism: Clupea harengus (Atlantic herring)
Lineage: Eukaryota; Metazoa; Chordata; Actinopteri; Clupeiformes; Clupeidae
Gene: nt5c1aa
Product: 5'-nucleotidase, cytosolic IAa
Exons: 4
Coding region: 1-711 (236 amino acids)
Biological process (GO): nucleotide metabolic process; adenosine metabolic process
Cellular component (GO): cytoplasm; cytosol
Molecular function (GO): 5'-nucleotidase activity; magnesium ion binding; nucleotide binding
Source: RefSeq, a predicted model, not a curated record
AUGACUGCUCUCUCGUCCUCUCUCUCUCUCUCUCUCUCUCUCUCAGACCUGUUCAUUGAACGCUUCUGCAUGACGGGGGGCACCAAUCCCAUUGGCUACCUGAAGGCAUGGCAGACCAACCUGUAUCUGUCGGCAGAUGCUGAAAAGGUGAAGGAGGCUCUGGCUGAGGGCAUCGCAGCUGCCACCAUGUUUAUGUCAGAGAAGCAGACGGAGGUGUCGGAGACACAGCUGAGGGUCGCGUUUGAUGGAGAUGCAGUUCUCUUCUCAGAUGAGUCCGAACGCAUUUUUAAAGCUCACGGGCUAGACAAGUUCUUUGAGCAUGAGCGGGAAAAUGAGAAUACGCUUCUAGAUCAUGGUCCGCUGAAGGGUUUCCUGGAACUUCUAGGAAAGCUCCAGAAGAAGUUCUAUGCAAAGGGUCAUCGUCUGAACUGCCCCAUCCGCACCUACUUGGUGACAGCACGAUCUGCGGCCAGCUCUGGGAUCCGUGCCCUGAAGACCCUCCGAGCCUGGGGCCUGGAGACUGAUGAAGCACUGUUCCUGGCUGGAGCACCAAAGGGCCCCAUGCUGGAGAAGAUACGGCCACACAUCUACUUUGAUGACCAAAUGUUCCAUGUGGAGGGGGCAGCAGAAAUGGGCACCAUUGCAGCACAUGUGCCCUAUGGUAUUGCGCAGAAACACUCCCACAAAAAGAGUUCCAGUCCCUCAAAGUAGCAGCAACAGGGUGUAAGAACCACAAGAGGCAUGGAUGAAGCUACUUAGGUUAAAUAUUCUGGACAUGGUCAUUUCUGAUGAGCACUUUGUUGGAAUGUUGUUUAUUUCUGAUCAUACCAAAAACAUGCAUGUCUCCAAGGUGCAACUCUAGUUUUCAGACAUACACUAAUAUAGGUAUUUUCAGGAGAUAUGGACUGAGAGGGUUCUACAGGCAAAGUAUCCCUCUAAUACCUAAUGUUCCUUCUGACACUCAGCGGUGAAAGCAAAACUAAUACUCCAGUGGGCAGUCCACAAAAGGGACAGUGUUUUAGAUGUAUUCACACGGUGGGAAAACAGCCAUGGAAUGACACAGAUUAAACUGAAGUGAAAGGAAAUUAUAAAAGCCAAAGUCGGUAUCAAGGACGAACAAAAAGAUCUUCUUAUGCGGUGACAGACCAUGUGGUUUGUUUGUUUUAUUCUGAUGAGUAAAUGCAAUGCAUUGGUCUCACCAUCUGGUCAAAGGCACAGUACUUUAUUAAUGUACAGACAUAAUCUCUUCUUUAUUAAUGUACAGACAUAAUCCCUUCUAUUAAGAGCAAUCUAUUCCUCUCCUCAAACAAAACCUUCACUGGGAGAUUUAAUAUAACAUUUAUUUGCUUGUGACACAUAGACAAAGAUAGAGUUACAUUUACUUUUUCCAUUGCAGUGCAUGAGUUUACCAGACAAGUAUGGGCAGCUGAUUGAUUGAAAGUGCCAGCAUGUUUUUAAUGCAGUGGUCUGACACCACUUUCCUUAUCCGUGUGUAUUAAGCCAUAGUCGGACUGCUGUAAGAUCUUAUUGUAUAAAAUAUUGUACUAUUGUA